AUGUCAUUCGACUCAAGGAAUGAUGGAUGUUUUGGACAAAGUCAGCACGCGAAUGUGUAUCGCUCGCUAGCUGUGAUGGAAUGUUCCGACGAAAAUCAUGUUGAAGAGAUAAAUCAAAGGUACGCCCUUGAAGAACGUAUAUCGAGGGUGAACAAUGAAGGACAGGAAAAAGAAAAGGUUGAAGACAAAGGACGGAACGAAUACACGAUGUAUCUGUCCGAUAUUACGGAUUAUCACCGACUAUUAUGUAUUAUCACCGAUUAA
This is a messenger RNA of Haemonchus placei, 264 nucleotides long. NCBI's taxonomy places the organism in Eukaryota, Metazoa, Nematoda, Chromadorea, Rhabditida, Trichostrongylidae. The record is from the annotation of a GenBank genome assembly.